AUACCAAGCCGGUACACUCAAUAGAUUGGGUCCCUCAGGCAGACAUUCAGUGUUAUUCAGCCUGGACACGGAAGCAUAAUAUGGACAAUUGAUUACAAACCGGUUUUUCCUCACUGCAUCUUUGUAUAUAGGUAAUUUUUGAGUUCCGAAAUGCAGGUUUAAAUGAAACGUGAAUUGGAAAUAAUGUCUAUGGUGAUCUGGCAGUUUGGACCAUUCAGUCAAUCAUCUAAGGAAUAGCGAUAAUGAAAGUCAACUUUAAAUCUGUGUUUGUCACAUGUGGACUCGGUGCAUUAGUCUGUUUUGUGGUGAUACAUUUUCUUGCGAAUAAUUCACAAGCAAAAUCGAACUCGGCACAAACAUAUUUUGCACAAAUUCUGAACAGAAUUGAUCGAGUAGACCAAGCUGGCAAUCCAUCUGCUGUAAAAUGUGAACGGAAGAAAACAUUCCAACCAUUAACCUUCAAACCAAACGGCGAUAAGACAUUUGACUACAAGAAAAAAAUGGCAGAUUUGAACAGUGCCAAAGUGGACCAAGCCGACCCUCUGUUAGUGGAACUAAUCAGAAACUAUUAUAUAGAACCACCAUCUUUAGAACCAUACAACCUGGAUAACCCCGAUAGACUUGAAUAUUCAAACGGGCAAACUCCUUUUGUAGACAGUAGACUUAACUUCAUGGAAGAUGGAUUUUACAUCGAAUGUGGAGCACUGAACGGCGAGAAAGGUUCAAACUCUUUGUUCUUUGAGAAAGUGAGAAAAUGGAACGGAUUGCUGAUUGAAGGAGACCCGUCAAACUAUGCGAUGUUGAAAUCGAAACACAGAAAGGCGCUGACAAUGAAUGCUUGCCUCUAUCCUCAUACAUAUCCGUCCGAGAUUUCCUUCAACAAAGCUUUUAAUAGGGGGCGUGCCGUACAUGAUGAUAAUGUAAAAACCUGGAUGGCCGAGCAACAUCUCAAACCUGACACUGUUCAGAUGCAGUGCUUUCCCUUAUAUUCAAUCCUGCUAGCAUUGAACCGGACGACUGUCGACUUCUUUAGCUUGGAUAUAGAGGGGGAUGAACUUGGUGUGCUUCAGACAAUUCCGUUUGACAAGGUUAAUAUAAAAAUGCUGACAGUUGAAGUUACCCAUGGUAAAAUAGGAAACAAAUCACUUCAGAAAUUCAUGGAACAAAAAGGCUAUGAUACCCUUCUUAAAGUGUCUAGGGAUGACUUGGGUGUUAAUGAUCUCAUAUUUAGGAAAAAGGGACUAAAGCAUUGAAAUAUAAAGUUGUUUUAUUUACUUUAGUCUCAAUAGAUUUGCGUAUAAAUAAAUGAGAAAUCCAUUGUUAUUAAUGGCAUAUCACCUUUACUGGUCAGAAAAAGCCAAAAGUCCGAAACAGUAAUGGCUUUCCCACGGUAUAUUAAAGCAAAUAUCCGCAAAAUACCUGGCUGUCAAACAUAACCAUCUGUUUAUAAUAAAUAUCUUUCCACAAAAUCUAGCUCCCCACCAUGACUAUCUGUAUUACUAUAGCUGUAUGUCCACACAAACUAGCUGUCAACAAUAACUCGCUGUAUACAAUAAUUGUUUGUCCACAAAAACUAGCUGUCAACCAUAACUAGCUGUAUACAAUAAUUGCUUGUCCACAAAAACAACCUGUUAACCAUAAAUGUUCAUGAUAAUAAGCUGUCAACAAUAACUGGCUGUUACCAUAACAAGCUGUUUAUGAUAAUUGUCUGUCCACAAAAACUAGCUGUCAACCAUGACUAGUUUAAUACAAUAACUGUCUGUCCACAAAAACUAGCUGUCCACCCUUACUAGCUGUUUACAAUAACUGUUUGUUCACAAAUCUAGCUCCCGAUCAUAACUAUGUGUAUACAAUAGCUGUAUGUCAAUAAACACUAGCUGUCAACCAUAACUAGCUGUAUAUAAUAAUUGUCUGUUCACAAAAACUAGCUGUUUAACAUAACUAGUUGUAUACAAUAACUGUCUGUCCACAAUAACUAGCUUUUAAUCAUAACUACCCGUAUACAAUAAUUGUUUGUCCACAAAAACAAGCUGUCAACCAUCACUAGCUGUAUACAAUAACUGCCUGUCCACAAAAACUAGCUGUCCACCUUAACUAGCUGUUUACAGUAACUGUUUGUCCACAAAAGCUAGCUGUCAAUCAUAACUAGCUGUAUACAAUAAUUGUCUGUCCACAAAAACUUACUGUCCAACAUAACAAGCUGUUGACGAUAAGUGUCUGUCCACAAAAACUAGCUCUCAACCAUGACUACAUGUAUCUGUUUUAAUAACUGUCUGUCCACAAAAACUAGCUCUCAACCAUGACUACAUGUAUCUGUUUUAAUAACUGUCUGUCCACAAAAACUAGCUCUCAACCAUGACUACAUGUAUCUGUUUUAAUAACUGUCUGUCCACAAAAACUAGCUGUCAACCAUGACUACAUGUAUCUGUUUUAAUAACUGUCUGUCCACAAAAACUAGCUCUCAACCAUGACUACAUGUAUCUGUUUUAAUAACUGUCUUUCCACAAAAACUAGCUGUCAACCAUGACUACAUGUAUCUGUUUUAAUAACUGUCUGUCCACAGAAACUAGCUGUCAACCAUAACUAUCUGUUUUGAUAAAUGUCUGUACACAACAGCUAACCGUUAAACAUAACUAGCUGUUUACAAUAACUGGGUGUACACAAAAACUAGCUGUUAACCAUGAAUGUUCAUGAUAAUAAGCUGUCCACAAAAGCUAUCUGUACAUCAUUACGAUGAGUCCACAAUAACUAGCUGCAAACCUAGCUAGCUAAUCACGUGUAUGCAACGAAGGUAUGUUGGUUAUACAUAAUUGAUUAGGACUUUUGCCUUGAAUUUGAUAAGUUAUUAGUCCAGUUGAGGUUUGAUGAUUAGGAGUGAAUUGAGUGAUCCCGAUUCAAUGAAAAUUCAAGGAAGUUUUAUAAGAGUACAACGUAUCGAAAUAUAUAGCACUUUAAUCUCCAAAGAGUAACCUAGCAGCCUUGUAACAAUGGAACUAAACUAUGGUGUUGAUUUACCAGCAAUGGCUGUAGAUGUUGUUCGAGUUAUAAUUUUUAAAGUGUCGUUUAUCUGUUGUCAUUCCCUGAAUAAAUAAUUGCGAAUGAUAAAGUAUAGAGCGUUGUGUUGGGGCAAAGCAGUGCAAUAUGCAGUGACAUGCUGUUUUAUCACUUAAUCGAUACUAAACAUGCCUCCGUAAUCAAAUUAUUUCUGUGAAGGAGACAGAUUUGGUUGACAUAACAUAAAACAUGGGAAGGUUGUGAUAAGAGAUUGUUAAGUUCUAAAUCGAUCCCGAUUUUGCUGAAAUUACUACAUGUAGUAUAAUGCACACUGACACGGUAGAAAAAGGUAGAAUAUCAACAUUUAUAUUUUUUUUAUCGUGGAAUCACAUAAUGAAAUUAAUUCUUUUGUCUUUGAGAGGAUUGUGAUAUCCAUUAAUUUAACCCAUAUUUAUAGAUACAAUUUUGAGGAAUCGAGAUCAACGAUCAACACAUUUAAGCAGAAAAUUGAAACAAUCCUUCAAAUUUAAUUGAACAAUAACGGUAGACCCUUGGUCCAUGUCAUUAGAUACAAAUACACAGAGUAUUAUUGUCAAAUAGAAAAGUGUAGACACAGAAUAAAGUGACAUUCCUAUCCCGGUAUUUCUAGUUAGGUUGUCAGAUUACACUGUGGUACCACACCCGCCUUAUUGCCCGAUCGUAUGAUGAAAGGUAUGGGGGUCACCUAUCUAGCCAUAUUUCUCUACACACUCCCGGUUUCUUCUCACAGUAGGUCCUUAGUAGGGCUAACAAGAGUAAUUAAUAUAUGUUGAAAGGUAUGGGGGUCACCUAUCUAGCCAUAUUUCUCUACACACUCCCGGUUUCUUCUCACAGUAGGUCCUUAGUAGGGCUAACAAGAGUGAUCAAUAUGUGUUGAUAUUACUAGAUAUGUGCACUUGUUGUAAAAUAAAUAAAGUUCAGAUAACGCUUACUAUGUUAUCGAUGUUCAAACACUAAA
Molecule: messenger RNA, 3991 nt
Organism: Pecten maximus
Lineage: Eukaryota; Metazoa; Mollusca; Bivalvia; Pectinida; Pectinidae
Exons: 4
Coding region: 243-1253 (336 amino acids)
Source: RefSeq, a predicted model, not a curated record